AUGAGACAGUUGACAUAUGGCUCAGUCCGUAUCGGCCUCUAUGAAACAUUAAAAGAGCAAACGAAAGCGAAUGGCAUCCCAAACUCUGCACCCGUGCUGGGUCUACUUGCAGGAAUAUCAGGAUUUACUGGCGCAAUCUUUGGCAAUGCCUCAGACAUCGGUAAUAUCCGCAUGCAGAACGACGGCUCAUUGCCUGCCCACCUUCGGCGGAACUAUCGACAUAUUUUCGAUGCAUGGGUACAGAUCAAACGACAAGAAGGCUGGAAAGCCUUGACACAGGGAUUAUGGCCCAAUGCUUUCCGCUGCGGGAUGAUGACUAGCUGCCAGCUGGCUUCGUAUGAUAGCUUCAGGGAUCUACUAGUUGCAACUACUGGUAUCUCAAGCGAUCAUGCGGGACUGCAGUUCCUGGCCUCUUGUAUGGCAGCGCUGGUUGCUACCACCAUAUGCAGUCCAAUUGAUGUUAUCAAGACGCAGUUGAUGGGAUCCUCUGGCGCAACGGGAAUCAUUCAAGUUAUCAGGAAUCUGACCGUCUCUGAAGGGAUCAGAUGGAUAUUUCGAGGUUGGACUCCUAGCUUUGCUCGACUUGGGCCUCAAACCGUUGCGACUCUGGUUCUAUUAGAGCAGCACAAGCGUGUUUUUAGAAGUUUGAGAGAAGUGAAUAUCGACAAGAUUUCUCAAUGA
Messenger RNA from Penicillium olsonii, 681 nucleotides. The record is from the annotation of a GenBank genome assembly. NCBI's taxonomy places the organism in Eukaryota, Fungi, Ascomycota, Eurotiomycetes, Eurotiales, Aspergillaceae.